Messenger RNA from Caenorhabditis auriculariae, 458 nucleotides. The record is from the annotation of a GenBank genome assembly. NCBI's taxonomy places the organism in Eukaryota, Metazoa, Nematoda, Chromadorea, Rhabditida, Rhabditidae.
AUGUCGGACGCCGCAGUUAUCAAACAAGUAAAAAUCAAAACCGGCGUGGUGAAGCGACUUCUCAAGGUGAUUCGAGUCAGGGUCAUUUGAUAUAAUUAAAAUUUUAAUUUUAGGAACGAGUUUCUUACAUUAAAGAGGCGGAAAACGAAACGGCAAAGGUCCAGGCGAUGAAGGCGCAGGCGUCUAAUGAAGAUGAAGAGUAUGCCGCGAAGAAAGCUGAGGCGGUACUUCAGGUUUGUCUUUCUCACUUAUAAAGUGAAUAUAAUACAUUUUUCCUCUCAAAAUGUCUGUCAAUUUCGCAGGAAACACGUAACAUGGUGGGAGACGCGGCUCGGCGUUGCGCCACGGCUGCGGCGGAGCUGCGAAAACUUCUCGAAGAGGCGAAACUCGACCCAGAAAGCCAGGAGGCCAAGGACGCGCAGGAGCAACUCGGGCUCUGCGAAGGCGUCGUCGCUUAA